Lepisosteus oculatus (spotted gar) is the source of this 2492-nucleotide messenger RNA. It is a transcript of the gene cdk21, whose product is annotated as cyclin-dependent kinase 21. The record is from RefSeq and is a predicted model, not a curated record. Gene Ontology annotation, biological process: protein phosphorylation; G1/S transition of mitotic cell cycle; regulation of gene expression. NCBI's taxonomy places the organism in Eukaryota, Metazoa, Chordata, Actinopteri, Semionotiformes, Lepisosteidae. Gene Ontology annotation, molecular function: cyclin-dependent protein serine/threonine kinase activity; cyclin binding; ATP binding. Gene Ontology annotation, cellular component: nucleus; cyclin-dependent protein kinase holoenzyme complex; cytoplasm.
UAUUGUUAAGGUUUAGUUUUUAAAAGUAGAGCUGAUGAAACUAUAAGUUAUUUCCCGUUAACUAUUGUGACUUGGGGGUCACAUGUAGAAUUUUCUCACUUCACAUUUGGUGUAUUAUCACGUUUUAGCAACGGUUAUUUUACUUCGUUUCCAAGUAAUGCCGAACAAAAUGUGACUAUAGAUUCCACACUGUGCAUUGAUCUUGACAGAACCCAAACGCUUUAUAAUCAGGACACAUGACCUACGUCAGACAGGAGAAAUGUAUUCUUUGGAAGCAUUCAGGUAUAACGGCCAUCUUAAGGUCACUGUUUUUCUGCACAUCUCUUCUCUAACGUUUGCUCCCGUCGCCCGUCGGGGUCCAUGCGAAACGUUUCCCGGUCUGGCGUUGCGGCCGGCAGCUGCGGUGUGCACGGAGGAGCGAUGGACGCGGGCGACUCCGCGGCUCAGGAGUACGAGAGGCUGGCGGAGGUGGGCGAGGGCGCCUACGGGAAGGUGUACAAGGCCCGGGAGACACAGGGCCAGCGGCGCCUGGUCGCCCUCAAGAAGCUCAGCGUGGCCGGCCACGGACGGGACGGCAUCCCCGCAUUCAUGAUCCGGGAGGUGGCGGUGCUCAAGAAGAUCGAUUGUUUCAACCACCCAAACGUAGUCAGGCUGUUCGGAGUGUCAGCGAAGCUGCUGGAGAAGGAGCUGGACCUGACGCUGGUGUUCGAGUACAUUGACCAGGACCUGGCCGUGUACCUGAAGGCGGCCCCGCCCUCUGGCCUGCUCGUCGACACCAUCAAGGACCUGAUGGGACAGCUGCUGAGCGGCCUGGACUUCCUGCACACCAACUUUGUGGUCCAUCGCGACCUGAAGCCAGAGAACAUCCUGAUCACCAGCAGGGGGCAGCUGAAGAUCGCCGACUUCGGCCUGGCCCGGCUCUACAGCUUCCACAUGGCCCUGACGCCAGGGGUUGCUACCCUGUGGUACAGAGCUCCAGAAGUUCUGCUGUACUCCAGCUACCUCCCCUCUGUGGACAUGUGGAGCACCGGCUGCAUUCUCGCGGAGCUCUAUCUCCUCCGGCCAUUAUUUCUUGGAUAUUCCGACAUACAGCAGCUCCACAAGAUCUUCGAGGUCAUCGGUCUGCCCCGGGAGGAGGAGUGGCCCGCACAGGCUCCCCUGCAGUACUCGUCGUUCUGGGAGAUGUCCGAUAUCGUAGACCCAGUGGUCCAGAACAUGGACGAGCAAGGCAGCGACCUGCUGUUGAAGUGCCUGCUCUUCAGUCCGGCGAAACGGAUUUCGGCUGCAGAAGCCCUGCAUCACCCUUUUCUUUCCUCGCGUGCUCCCCCUCGCUGGAAGGAGAGAGUGUCUGCAAACUAAGCAGCGCAGAGAGCACAGCCAGACCAGCAGCAGCUGACAGGACGCCAAGGGAUUGGGAAGCAAGCAGUUUUAAGUUUUUUUCCAUGUCGAAUUGAUUUGGUUUAAUAAAUAACAGGCCUUAUGUGUUCAUCUAUAAUUAAAUGUGUUCAUUUUCAUUAAAUCUUUUGCAGCUAUCAGGUUUGAAAUAUGCAGUACUUUCUGGACAUAACAAUGCAUCUGUGUCAAAAACAACUUCAGCAGCAGAAGUGGAACCCUGACACACACUGUCAGACAGCAUGACAAUCUGUGAGCCUAAUUCCAGCUCUGAAAUAGGGGUUCCUAUAUUUUUUGUUUUUGUUUGUAUUUUAUUUUUAUAGACCUGAGAAAGAGGUGAGAAAUCGGAUGGUGAUACUAUGGGAUUAGAGCGAUUCAUCUCGGUUUUACCUGAUGCUAGUGUCACUCUUCACUGUUUGAACCUCCUCUCAAGUGGAUUUUGGUAGAGUUUUAGCGAAGACCUGUAAAAACAUUCUUAAUAUCAAUCCCAGAUUUCCAAAGUGCCCCAUGAUGGGAGGAGCCUCGUAAUGGGAAAAUGUAUUUGGGAUGAACACUUGGCAGGUGAGUUUGUGCGUUGAUUGAUCUGGGCUGUAGUUUGACUUUGGGCGGCUCGAGAUUAUUCAGCUCUGAAGAUUCAAGUGAAAAGUGUGUUAUUCGUUUUAUGUUUUCCCGAGAGUUUUGAUAAUGGAGUGUUUAUAGAAUAGAUGAGAUGCUGUGUAAUUCGAGAAAUGCUGGAGAGAGUAAUUACCCACUGUUUUUCUAGACUGCAUACAUAUGUUGCAGGAUAUUGUAAGACUGUAGCACACUGCCUGUUCCAUUUCUGCCAGUGCUGACAUUUGUAUCUUUUGGUUGUUAUAUUGUUUUGUUGUUUUGUAAAUGCUUUGUGAAGUUUUAUUUGUUAAUGAGAUUUUAAUAAUAGAAACAUUCUCUGGAAACACAGGGUUCUGUGUUUAUGGGGACUCACUGUGCACUGCAGGACACCUGAUGUUUAUCUUUUCAACUAUUGUCAUUUUAUCCGAAGUAGAAACCUUUCUUUCUUCUGUUCCUGUUGUGCUGUACAUUUUAUGUGGUGUUAGUUAAUAAAAUAAAUAGCAGCUUUA